Molecule: messenger RNA, 1002 nt
Organism: Trichomycterus rosablanca
Lineage: Eukaryota; Metazoa; Chordata; Actinopteri; Siluriformes; Trichomycteridae
Product: odorant receptor 131-2-like
Exons: 2
Coding region: 1-1002 (333 amino acids)
Biological process (GO): G protein-coupled receptor signaling pathway; detection of chemical stimulus involved in sensory perception of smell
Cellular component (GO): membrane
Molecular function (GO): olfactory receptor activity; G protein-coupled receptor activity; odorant binding
Source: RefSeq, a predicted model, not a curated record
AUGUAUGAGGACAUCUGUGUUUGUGAGUGCAAGGUGGCAAUGAACAGCUCAAGUGCCAACCUGUUGAACGUCUACGACCAGGCCUACACAGUGGACCAUGACAUUGUCACCAUUUCUAAAAUUAUAGUUGCAGUUUUUAUGUCUCUCUUUUUUGUCUAUAUAAACUGCAUCAUGUUUUUUGCUCUCAGCAGCAAGUCCGUAUUUUAUGAAACCCCUCGAUACAUCCUGUUCGGCCACAUGCUUCUCAAUGACUCGGUCCAAUUGCUAAUUAUGACUGCACUGUAUGCGCUGUCUUUCACUUUUCUUAGCGUAGUCCGAGCUCUUUGUUCCUUUAUGGUCCUCCUCGUGACCUGCACCUCUCAGAAUGCACCUCUGACCCUGGCUUUAAUGUCCAUGGAGCGCUACAUAGCGAUCUGCUUACCUCUUCGCCACGGCACUCUUGUGACACCGAAAAGCACGGGCAUUGCCCUGGGGAUCAUUUGGUUUUUGAUCUUAUUGAAUUUAAUAACAGAUGUCAUGUUUGAAUUGAUUACAGAUCCAAGCCUCUUUUUAAAAACUACUUGGUGCACCAGGGAGAAGCUUUUUGUUGCCAGGUGGCAAUAUGAUAAAGCUCAAGGAGUGGAUAUUGUGUUUUUUGUCUCAGUUACAGUGAUCAUACUGUUCACUUACGUCGCCAUUAUAAUCACUGCCAGGAAUGUUUCCUCUAACAAACAAUCAGCAAUAAAGGCCCACCGAACUGUCCUGCUGCACCUAAUCCAGCUGGCUUUGUGUGUUAACACGUUCCUAUUUGGCACCAUAGAGCGAACGUUAUACAUGAUGGCUGGUAGCACUAACAAUUUAUUUAUACAGUUGCGCUAUCUGAACUUUCUCAUAGUCAUGAUUCUGCCACGCUGCCUCAGCCCACUUAUCUACGGGCUCAGAGACGAUGCUGUACGGCCCAUGUUCAGAUAUUAUUUUUGUUAUAGACCCAACAGAAUUAAGCCUGUAGUCCAUGUUGCCUAA